AUGCAUUUCAUUAAGCGCAACCCGGACAACAAGUCACAUCGGACCAGCUUCGCCACGUACCCCCGCUAUGUCCGAAUGCUGUUGCGUUUGGACCAGGUGCCCUUCCUGCACAACGCCUUCGCCGCCUUCUUCGUCUGGCUUCUCCUCGCCGGCUUCUUGUUCUUCCCCGGAACCUUUACCUCGAUCCGGAAGUCCAUCGAGAACAAGAACACGAAUACCAUAGGGGACCAAGCCACCGAAUUGUUCGUCAAGUCGGUCAAGAACAUUCCCCUGCUGGUCAUUGCCGCCAUGGCGUGCGCAAUAUCCGUCGUCGGCAUGGUCUUUCUGGCCUGGAAGCACAGGGAUAACUACGUCUGGCUGCAGAACAAGCUGGUCAUCCCAGGUGUUGCCAACUGUCUGGCCGGCCUGAUCUCGACCUUGGUGGGCGUCUACUCGCAGCAGAAGGGGGUUUGGAGUCCGACGGCAAAGAUUACCGCCAUCGUGGAGGGCUCUUGCUUGGGCAUUGCGGCUGGGCUGUUUUUGAUCGUUGAGAGGCUCUUGAGGAGGGUCAGAGAGGAAAACACGACACACUACAAAAACUCGUCGCUUCGCUGA
Molecule: messenger RNA, 594 nt
Organism: Metarhizium album ARSEF 1941
Lineage: Eukaryota; Fungi; Ascomycota; Sordariomycetes; Hypocreales; Clavicipitaceae
Exons: 1
Coding region: 1-594 (197 amino acids)
Source: RefSeq, a predicted model, not a curated record